GUCACAGCCGAAAGCGGCGGCCCCGGCGCGGCGCUGCCGGAGCAGCCCCUUCGACCCCCCACCGCGGACCCCCCCCGGGAUCCCCCGGAACCCCCGCCCCGACCCCCGGCCACGGCCAUGGCCGAGGCCCCGCCCCCGGGACACGGCGCUAUGGACCCUUUGCCGUGAAACAGCAAAUGCCCAAGAGCAGCUCCCUCCCCCAAUUUUUCCUCCUGGCAUUCUCAGACAGGUGGGAGCUGCAGCUCCUGCACUUCUGGCUCUUCCUGGGCAUCUCUCUGGCUGCCCUCCUGGCCAACGGCCUCAUCCUCAGCGCUGUAGCCUGCGACCACCACCUGCACACCCCCAUGGGCUUCUUCCUGCUCAACCUCUCCCUCACAGACCUGGGCUGCAUCUGCACCACUGUCCCCAAAGCCAUGCACAAUUCCCUCUGGGACACCAGGCACAUCUACCAGGGAUGUGCUGCUCAGGUCUUUCUGCUCUUCUUCUUCCUUGGAACAGAGUUUUCCCUCCUCACCAUCAUGUACUACGACCGCUACGUUGCCAUCUGCAAACCCCUGCACUACGGGACCCUCCUGGGCAGCAGAGCUUGUGCCCACAUGGCAGCUGCCGCCUGGGCCACUGGCUUUCUCACUGCUCUGCUGCACACAGCCAAGUCACCCUCAGGAAUGUGCUCAAGGAAUGCUCUGACAAAGCAAAUGCCAGUGCCCAGUUGAGAGUGGGAGUGUGCAGGGUUGGCCCAGCAGAACACCAAACCUGCCUAAGCUUCUGCCUAAUCCCCACCCUGAGCUCUAAACCCCAAGCCCUGACCAUUAAACACCCCCACAGCCCUUGGGAGCAGGGCAAGGACCUGGAGGGCCCAGAGCAGGCCCAGGGGGUUGGCAGAGGAAUGGGAGGUGACCUGGAUCUGCUCAGCCCGUGGCACACAAGGAGCAGAGGGGUGGCAAUGCUGGCAGGAGUCAGCUGUGCCUCAGUAUGCCAAGGGGGCCCAGGGCUGGCAAGGGG
Molecule: messenger RNA, 1002 nt
Organism: Pseudopipra pipra
Lineage: Eukaryota; Metazoa; Chordata; Aves; Passeriformes; Pipridae
Product: olfactory receptor 14I1-like
Exons: 2
Coding region: 177-713 (178 amino acids)
Biological process (GO): G protein-coupled receptor signaling pathway
Cellular component (GO): membrane
Molecular function (GO): olfactory receptor activity; odorant binding; G protein-coupled receptor activity
Source: RefSeq, a predicted model, not a curated record